AUGCUUUUCAGGGAACGCAUAGCCAUGUCAAACACUAGCUCUCAAGCACUUGGAUCGGCAGAUGAGUCUGGUUACGUCACUACACGCCCGAAAGUCAACCGCGACUCGAGCACCGAACCGACUGAAGAUCCGUCUACAGGAUCAGAGACUGGAGAGGAAGUGAGCAGCCAGGCACCGACUGAGGAAACUUCAGCCCCGCCGAUACCGAGCCUUCGCGACAGCUGA
Messenger RNA from Lactuca virosa, 225 nucleotides. The record is from the annotation of a GenBank genome assembly. Lineage: Eukaryota; Viridiplantae; Streptophyta; Magnoliopsida; Asterales; Asteraceae.